Archocentrus centrarchus (flier cichlid) is the source of this 1545-nucleotide messenger RNA. RefSeq names its product sialoadhesin-like. NCBI's taxonomy places the organism in Eukaryota, Metazoa, Chordata, Actinopteri, Cichliformes, Cichlidae. Bases 163 to 1305 code for a protein of 380 amino acids. The record is from RefSeq and is a predicted model, not a curated record. The transcript has 8 exons.
AAAAGCAUCACAGGUCUGUUUGCUUUGACAUCACAACAUCUAAACAGAGAAGUGGUUCACUGGGUCUGUUUCUGCUGGAAUCACACAUUGAUUUUUACUUUGUGGUCUCUCCUCUGUAGCAGUCUGCUCAUUUGUUUUGUGACGGUCCAAUCUGUGAACAUCAUGACAGCCAUCAUGUUACUGAGUCUCCUCUUUAUUCCAAGAGCUUUGGCUGCUUGUCCUCCAUAUGCAUACUUGUUCAUUACUGCACCAACAGAGAUGGAAGCUCUGAGUGGAUCUUGUUUACGAAUCCCAUGUAACUUUAAUGUUACUGGACCAGAACCAUUUGACAGCACAAGACCUGUCUUUGGAUCAUGGAUCAAAAAUGAUCCCAGUAUUAAAAAUGUGAUCUUCAACAGCAGUGGGACAGUUCACAUCUAUCCAAUGAAUAUUACAGGAAACCUGAAACAGAAAAACUGCACAACUCUGUUUUCAAAUUUAACCACAACUUAUACAAACACAUACUACUUCAGGAUUAUGAACUGGCCCGUCAGGGGAACUGCUGUUUGUGAUCCUCUUACAAUAACAGUUAAAGAUUCUCCUUGGAGGCCCAAGAUUACAGUCUCAGGUGAUCUGAAGGAGAAGGAGUCUGUCACUAUAACCUGCUCAGCUUUCACUCCCUGUCCACACUCCCCUCCUGAACUCACCUGGAAUCUCCAACAAGACUCUCACAACAAAAUAGAGGAAAACACAGAUGGAAGCUUUACAACUAAAAUCCAGCAGACCAUCACUCUGUCAGACACACAUGAUGGAAAGAAGAUCAACUGCUCUGCCAGAUAUCCUGUGAACCAAGGAGAAGAAACCAAGACAGAAGAGACUCUCAGUGUUACAUAUGCUCCUAAAAGCACCUCAGCAUCCAUCAGUCCAUCAGGUUUGGUGUCAGCAGGCAGCUGGGUGAACCUGACCUGCUCCAGCAGAGCCAAACCUCCAGUCAGCAGCUUCACCUGGUUCAAGAAGAGCACAGAUGGACCUGUGAGAGUAUCUGAAGGACAGAUUUACAGCUUCAAUGUAACAGAUGGAGGAGUUUAUUACUGUGUGGCCACUAAUGAUCUGGGUAAUCAGACAUCAGCAGAGAUUCAUGUGAAUAUUGAAGGUGAACAGGCAGAAAUAUUAUUUGGUGUCCUCGCUAUACUGAAGACUGUGGGAAUCAUAAUGCUUGUGAGCACACUGGUCAUCUUUGAGUGCUGGUUCAGAUCAAAACGCUCCAACAAACCAGAGACAGAAAGCUGUCAGAUGAGCAGAGUUACAUCACAGCCCAACAACUAAAGUGUCUGCAAGUCCAGGAGGACAAACUGCCUCAAAAUAUCACUUCAUUCACUUGAUGGUGUUAAUGAGAUGAUGCUCAGUGUGAUGGUCGUCCUCCUGUGAGGUUCCUCCAUCUCCACAAAGAAACUCUGGGUCUCAUUCAGUGUCCUCUGUGUUCUUGGUUUCUUGAGCUCUUCUGUCCCAGAGUCCAGUCAAGUUAUCAACUCCAACAGUAGAAAAUUGUAGUUUCUUUCUUUUAAU